This is a messenger RNA of Nerophis lumbriciformis (worm pipefish), 846 nucleotides long. NCBI's taxonomy places the organism in Eukaryota, Metazoa, Chordata, Actinopteri, Syngnathiformes, Syngnathidae. The record is from RefSeq and is a predicted model, not a curated record.
AUGGCAGACCCGCAAGGCUUUGGUUGUUUGACCGAAGCCUUCCUCGAUCACAUGGAAGCCAAGAACUAUUCCGAAGCUGAGCGAGGUUUAACCAGACCCGACGAACUCACCAAGCCGCAUCUCGAACGCUACCAGCGUCACCUCUUUCAUCAUCGCAAAGCAGACGGAAACCCUCUCUCGAUCCGCACCCAUAAAAAUAACCACAUCCUCAGUAACCCAGCGAGUGAGUUGGAACUUCCACGCCUCGACACUCGUUUGCCCAAAGCCAUUCUCACCAUCGCCGAAGCCGAGAAAAUCAUGGCUUGUGUAGAUACAAACCAGCCCAAUGGAAUCCGAGAUCGAGCCGUUUUAGAAACGCUUUACUCCACAGGUAUGAGACGCGCCGAAGCUUGCGGACUCAACCUCUAUGACCUCGACCGUGAGCGCGGAACCAUCAUGAUCCGCCAAGGAAAGGGCAAAAAAGACCGCCUCAUUCCAAUUGGCGAAAGAGCCACGGCUUGGAUCGAUAAAUACCUCGCUGAAACUCGCCCCUUGCUCGUCAGAGAACCCGACGACGGAACCCUCUUUUUAACCUCGACCAGCCAAGCCUAUCUUCCCGAAGGCAUGAGUAAACUGGCUCGCAAAUACGUCAAAGAAAGCGGCAUUGGAAAAAGCGGUUCUUGCCAUCUCUUCCGCCACACGAUGGCCACCCUCAUGCUCGAAGGGGGAGCGGACAUCCGCUUUAUCCAGCAGAUGCUUGGACAUAAAGAACUCAGCACGACCGAGAUUUAUACGCAUGUCAGCAUCCAGAAGCUGAAAGAAAUCCACGAUCUGACUCAUCCUGCGAAACUCAAGAAAUCGCCUUAA